AUGGUAUUUCUCAACCUAGUACUCCGUAGCAUAUGCUCAAAAGAGAAGACCAAAGUCCCGAGACGACCCGAGCCAGCACAUGACAUCAUCCAGGAACUGCCGCCCAAGCUAACUCCAACUCUUCCAACUUCUUCCAUUCCACCUGUCUCUAUCACCACAACACCUUCAAUUACGAAUAUCUAA
This is a messenger RNA of Penicillium hordei, 183 nucleotides long. RefSeq lists its product as uncharacterized. The coding region runs from base 1 to 183 and encodes 60 amino acids. The record is from RefSeq and is a predicted model, not a curated record. Lineage: Eukaryota; Fungi; Ascomycota; Eurotiomycetes; Eurotiales; Aspergillaceae. The transcript has 2 exons.